Molecule: messenger RNA, 2761 nt
Organism: Egretta garzetta (little egret)
Lineage: Eukaryota; Metazoa; Chordata; Aves; Pelecaniformes; Ardeidae
Gene: STK40
Product: serine/threonine kinase 40
Exons: 12
Coding region: 377-1684 (435 amino acids)
Biological process (GO): protein phosphorylation
Molecular function (GO): ATP binding; protein kinase activity
Source: RefSeq, a predicted model, not a curated record
UGGGUACACGUUUGUGAGCUUACGGUGUCAGUGCUACGAAUGAUAGUAACGUUAGCAAGUCAGUGUGUGGAGAUAAAUAGAUUUUUUUUCUGUCUCGUUAGGGCUAGACGAAUGGAUUAUCGUUAAAAACAGCAGCCACGCCUCACUGUAAAGAAAGUGUCAGCACGUGUGUGAGUCAUGCAGUAAUCUUUGUGCGCACAAGGAAAGUCCUGCUGCAGUGGAUUAAUGAAUAUUAGGUGUACAUAGUAACAUAAGAGUCUUCGACCUUUCGACCAUCCAGCCUUCUCCAAGGUGAUGACUCCUGUCUCCUGAGACGUUGGAAAACCUAGUUUGGAAGAAGAGUAAAGAUACAGUUGAUGCUGAACUACAGCCAAGGAUGAAGCGGCGAGCAUCAGACAGAGGAGCUGGGGAAACAUCCACUAAAGCAAAAGCUCUUUGUACAGGGAUUUCUGGAAAUAAUGCCAAGAGAGCAGGCCCUUUUAUACUAGGUCCACGUUUAGGUAACUCCCCUGUGCCAAGCAUUGUUCAGUGUUUGGCAAGAAAGGAUGGGACAGAUGACUUCUAUCAGCUCAAGAUUCUCACCUUAGAAGAAAGGGGUGAUAAAGGAAUAGAAACCCAAGAGGAACGACAGGGCAAGAUGCUGCUGCACACGGAGUAUUCUCUCCUUUCCCUGCUCCACAACCAGGAAGGAGUGGUUCAUCAUCACGGGCUCUUUCAGGACCGAGCUUGUGAAAUUAUAGAAGAUCUAGAAGCCAACAGAAUGGUCAGAAAAAUGAAGAAGCGGAUUUGUCUUGUGUUAGACUGUCUGUGUGCUCAUGAUUUCAGUGACAAAACAGCAGAUCUGAUCAAUCUGCAGCAUUAUGUCAUUAAAGAGAAGAGACUCAGUGAGCGGGAGACGGUAGUGAUAUUUUAUGAUGUGGUACGAGUGGUAGAAGCAUUACAUAAGAAAAAUAUUGUGCACAGAGACUUGAAACUAGGAAAUAUGGUGCUAAACAAAAGGACUCAUCGAAUAACCAUAACAAACUUCUGUCUUGGAAAGCACCUGGUGAGUGAAGAUGACCUGCUGAAAGACCAGCGAGGGAGCCCUGCCUACAUCAGCCCAGAUGUGCUUAGCGGACGGCCGUACCGUGGAAAACCCAGUGACAUGUGGGCGUUGGGUGUGGUGCUCUUCACCAUGCUCUAUGGCCAGUUCCCCUUCUACGACAGCAUACCUCAGGAGCUUUUCCGCAAAAUCAAGGCUGCCGAGUACACCAUCCCUGAGGAUGGACGGGUCUCAGAAAACACUGUGUGCUUGAUCCGGAAACUGCUGGUCUUGGAUCCGCAGCAGCGUCUGACAGCUUCUGAAGUGCUGGAUUCUCUCAGCUCCAUCAUAGCAUCAUGGCAGUCCAUGUCCUCGCUGAGUGGCCCUUUGCAGGUGGUGCCGGACAUCGAUGACCAAGUGGCGAACCCUGAAAACCCCCAGGAGGUGAAGGUGACGGAGGAGUGCUCGCAGUACGAGUUUGAGAACUACAUGAGGCAGCAGCUGCUCUUGGCUGAGGAGAAGAACACCUUGCAUGAGGCCAAGAGCUUCCUACAGAAGCGGCAGUUUGGGAACAUCCCCCCAGUGCGACGCCUGGGCCAUGAUGCCCAGCCCAUGAACCCUUUGGAUGCAGCUAUCCUGGCCCAGAGGUACCUUCGGAAGUAGCUUCCCACGCAUCCGAGAGCACAAGCACCAUCCUGCAGUCUGCCUUUCACGUCGCCUACUACAGCUCAACAGCAAUACCGGUGUCCCGUGAUGGAGAAUAAUGUAGCAUUUCUGAGCUCUGUUCAGGGACACGCACUCACACUCGCUCUGGAGGGAGAAGACUUUUGGAAAAGCUAGUUUUGGAAGCAGCAACCUCUUGGCAUCUUCUGGAAUCUGUUUUUUAAAUCGAAGCCUAGAUGACUAAUCUGCUUUUAAUCAUGACUGUAAUCUACCUCUCUUGUCUUUUUAACCAUGCUGUUCUCUGGAUCGAGCAAAGCCUGUGGGAAAGGAGAAGACUACCAAGGGUGAAGCUGGUUUGCUGGCGCAAGAGUCGCGGCUGUGCAGUACGGAGAAGUCGGCUGAUUGCAUUUGCUCCAUAUGGUUUGAAUAAGCUUAGAUUUAUCAGGGUUUCUUGAAAGGAAGAAUUUCUUGAAACCUCCCACUUCCCUUCCUCUGCAUCAAAUUUUUUUCUGUCCUUACCGUGCCACCUGGCUUGGCUGUCGUCUAACCCUCGGUGGCCGUGUGUGGGCUGCAGCGUGCUGAGGCCUUCGUGAGCGGCACCGAGAGCCGCCCGGUGCGACCGGGGUCUGCCCGGGGAGCCUGGCCACCGCCUCAGGCGAGAGUCGUCCUUGCAGGCGAUCGCUGCAAAGGUUGGAUCUUGUCCGCAGGUCAAAGGUUUUGCAGGACUCGGCCCGGCGUGGCCUCUGACCUCCUUCCCACCUUUCACUGAUUCUUUUAGUUUCAUAAGGAUAUAUGAUUUAAUCUUAUUUUUCAGUAGCUUAUCUAAGGUGCAGUUAAAAUUGCAUUAAUUCUGAGUUAGCAUUUUCACACUUCAGUUGUGGUACAGAUAUAAUAUAUGAGUUAUAAUGUGAAAAAGCUUCCCAAAAUAGUCUGCCUAGAAUUAGGAAGGGGCUGGCUGAAGUCUCUACUGUAUUUGUUCCCUAGCUUAUCUUGCCAUCCCAGCCUCACCACGCAAACUGGGGGCCGCCUCUGCUGUCCCUGCGUGGUGCUGAGGCGGGAGCAGGAUGUCCCGGUUUG